AUGACCCAGCCCUUCCCGUACACGUACUACGCCUGCGACUGCUUCGACAGCAAGCCCGCGGCCAAGGACGGCGACUCCGACUCCGACGACGACGAAGCGCGGCCGUUUGACCCCCGCAGCCCGCGCGCCGCCUACGCCCUGUACCCGCUCGAGCAGCUGCUGUACUGCGAGGACUGCCAGCAGCUGCGCUGUCCGCGCUGCAUCCUCGAGGACACCCUGAGCUGGUACUGCCCGAGCUGCCUGUUCGAGGUGCCCAGCUCGGUCGUCAAGAGCGACGGCAACCGCUGCACGCGCAACUGCUUCCACUGCCCCGUCUGCACCGCGCCCCUGGCCGUCCACUCGCUCGACACUCCCGAUCCGCCCUCGCCCACGGGCGGGCCCUACAUCCUGGCCUGCCCGCACUGCCACUGGUCCACCGCCGAGACGGGCAUCGAGUUGGACAAGCACACGGGCAUCCACGCCCAGCUGUCGCGCAUCGCCAAUGGCGGCAGACCCCUGCCCGCGCACAAGGACCGCGACAAGGACCGCGACGCACGCCUGAAGGAGCUGGACGAGCAGCGCCUGUCGCGCCUGUCGCGCCUGUCGCGCCCCCCGACCGACGAUGCGCCCACGCCUGGCACCACCACCGACGAUGCGCCCACGCCUGGCACCACCACCGCCACCACCGCCGCCGACACCCCGACCCGAGACGACCGGUUCGCCAGCCUCAGCGCCUUCUACAGGACCCAGAUCGAGGCCCACACACCCUCGAACCCCUUCGCCGCACACGACAUGACCUUCUCCUCGCCCUCGACCUACUCUCGCAUCAUGACCCUCUACUCCACCACCGCCAAGAGCAAGAAGCGCGAGAAGCCUCCCCCCAUGCGCGAGGCCGCCGUGGCCCUCGAGGGCCUCUCCCUGCACGACCCCGCCGCCGACACGGCUGCCAUUGACCGACUCAAGACCCACGGCUGGCCGGCCACCUUGUCGCCCGCCCAGAAGCUCGCCCAGAUGGACCCCCGCCUGCACUUCGACCACGAGCUCCGCCCCGUCCCCACCCUCCUCUGCACAAAACGCUCCAAGCGCUGUCGCUCCUGCCGCCACAUCCUCUCCAAGCCCGAGUCCAAGAUCACGUCAACACGCUACAAGAUCAAGCUCCUCGCCCUCAACCACAUCCCCCGCAUCAGCAUCCGCGCACUCCCCUCCCCUACCUCCCAGCUGCCACUUCCUCUACCCUCCGGCCCAACCGCCUCCCACCCGCCCCCGUUCAACUACGCCAACCUCCGACAGGGCAUACCGACCAACUUCAUCAUCCACCUCAGCAACCCCCUCUUCGACCCCGUCCGCGUCACCCUCGCCACCCCCAGCAUCACGCCCGGCAGAGUCCACUCCAAAGUCACCAUCCUCUGUCCGCAAUUCGACGUGGGCGCCAACACAGACGUCUGGGACGACGCCCUCUCCUCCUCGUCCGCCCCCGUGAACAAAGGCACGGUCGUCGACGCUGACGGCCAGAUGGAGCCUGGCAAGCCGUACGACCGCGGCCGCAACUGGACCAGCGUCGUCAUCGAGGUCAUCCCCGGCUUUCUACCCUCUGUCUCCGACGCUCUCCCCCUUGCGCGCAGCCAGAGCACCAGCGCCGCAGACACGGGCCCGGACGCCGAGCUGGAAGAGGACGACGACGUGGUCGAGAUUCCCAUCUUUGUCCGACUCGAGUUCGAAGCGGAUGUGCACGCCGAAGAGAGAGGGUUGGCCGAAGAGAGAGGCCACAAGGGCGAGCGAGAGAAGAGAGAGGAGGCGUUUUGGACCGUCGUUGGCGCCGGACGAAUCGCUGCGGUGUGA
Ascochyta rabiei is the source of this 1818-nucleotide messenger RNA. RefSeq lists its product as uncharacterized. Gene Ontology annotation, cellular component: dynactin complex. The transcript has a single exon. The record is from RefSeq and is a predicted model, not a curated record. NCBI's taxonomy places the organism in Eukaryota, Fungi, Ascomycota, Dothideomycetes, Pleosporales, Didymellaceae. Bases 1 to 1818 code for a protein of 605 amino acids.